Trypanosoma rangeli is the source of this 393-nucleotide messenger RNA. RefSeq names its product intraflagellar transport (IFT) protein. The transcript has a single exon. The record is from RefSeq and is a predicted model, not a curated record. Bases 1 to 393 code for a protein of 130 amino acids. Lineage: Eukaryota; Euglenozoa; Kinetoplastea; Trypanosomatida; Trypanosomatidae.
AUGGAUGACGACAAACUUGUCAUGUUUGACGCCAAUGGCGCCAUUCGCAUGUACGACCCCGAAAAGUUUGACCAGCUGCUGAAGGCAAUUGAGGUGGAAAAGCGCUUUACAAGCCAUAUGGAUGACUUCAGGAAUGUGGUGAAUCAGACCAUGUCGAUUGUGGAGCAGCUUGGGAAGGCCAUCGAGCACGAAAAACUCAGGGCCAUUGGGUCCCGCAACAUUGUAGAGAGCGAGGCGGAGGAGCGUGCUCGCACGGUACAGGAGGCGCAGGUACGCCUUCGCGAGAAGCAGACGGAGCUGGACCGCUACAUCGCCGAGUACGACUCCCUCCGCAAGGUGGAGCAGGAGCAGCAGCUCAUUAUUCAGCGCCUCAGUCAGUCCACGCGGGAUUGA